Molecule: messenger RNA, 4028 nt
Organism: Rhopilema esculentum
Lineage: Eukaryota; Metazoa; Cnidaria; Scyphozoa; Rhizostomeae; Rhizostomatidae
Product: galanin receptor 2a
Biological process (GO): G protein-coupled receptor signaling pathway
Cellular component (GO): plasma membrane
Molecular function (GO): G protein-coupled receptor activity
Source: RefSeq, a predicted model, not a curated record
UAUCGUGAGCAAUACCAUAGUGAAAACUUCAAAGUAUACUUAAAUCAUUGCUCGCAAUCCGAAUCUGAGGUCAAAAAUUUUGUACAAAAUAAUUUGAAGAAUUUUUCAAAAUGAGGCCGUGAGUCGAAUUGGUCUAUUGUAUGAAUAAAAUGUUAACCUCGUAUCUCAAAUUACAAUUUUUAUGGAAGACGAAUGUGACAGUGAUUGCGAUGGCCGCAUUUGAACUGAAAUAUUGGGAGCUUUUGUGCUACUGCCUAAUAUUUCUUAUUGGCCUUAUUGGCAAUUUACUCGUUUGUGUGGUGUUCUUCAGUAACGGCCCAACCUUCCGCAAUGCGCCAUUUAAUGUCUACUUGAUGGGACUGGCAACGACAGAUCUUAUUCUUGCAAUCGUUUGUUUACCAAUUUAUGUAAUGUCGACAUCAGCAUUUGAUCAUCCCACCGGAGCCAAAGGAACAGUUUUUUGCAAAUGUGUAACGAGUUACCUCCUGCCCUUUUGGCUUGGUGGAGCAUCAGUUUACAUAUUAGUUUUCAUAAGCUUCGAAAGAUAUCGUGCUAUGCGGUACCCCCUCAAGUCACGCACUGGACAGUCGUGUCACAGAAUCUGGCUCAAUAUUGCUGCAAGUUGGUUUAUUGGAUUUGUAAUACAGCUACCCACCGUUUUAAGUUUAAAACGUAUUUCUAGUGGUGAAACCCCCAAUUUGGGAAAUUACUGUGUGUUUUCAUGGAACGAUGAAACAUUAAAGAAGGGCAUCUUCGCCGCGGCUUUCGCAUUUCAGUACGGCAUACCAGCAAUUUUAUUUACAGUGAAUUUUUUCCGAAUUCGACAAUGUCUCGGAAAACUUGAUGAAAAUCUAAAGCGAUGUUUUGGUGAUGACCGUUUCAAAAAGCAGUUAAUGGAAAACCGAAAAAAAUCUGUCCGUAUAGUGUUUCUUUGUUCUGCCACAUUUUUUCUUUGUUGGACGCCCAAUAAUAUCAUGUACUUUUUGUUUCAAUAUGAAGGCAAAAAGGACAAUACCUCUUGGAACACGGAUCCUUAUCAAGUAAACAUUGUGCUUGGCUACUUUAAUUCUUGUAUGAAUCCAAUACUGUAUGCAUUUCAAAGCAAAGAAUUUAGACAAAACUGCAAAAAGGCUCUGAAAAGGAUGUUCAAAAAGCCAGACAAAACAGAAAGUAUUCACAAUGCAAUUAGGAACAGAACAGUUUCAGCAAAGAAUACUCUGACUACCAAGGAUAAAAAACAAUUAUUGAAGUAUGCAGUUUAGGAUUAUAAAUAAUUAUUGAUUAGUAACUAAGAUACAGGAAAAUAUUAUCCAAUCUAUUCAUUUUGAUUAAGUUUACAGGACUUUAAAAGCUCCAAAAGACUAUAAUCGCACAUCGAUCCGAUCGGAAGUACAGUGGUCCCUAGAGACAACGAAAAUUUUCAUUCAAUUUUGAAUCAAACGGGUCCAGCAAGAAAUUGAAGUUUGACAUUCAGAAAUUCGAUCAUAGAGGAUAUCAAAUAUUUAUCCAAGACUUUUGGCUAUUGAAUUACAUAACGCCCUUUGUUCUGGACCAAAGCUCACGUUAAAUCGAUUACAGUCCCAAAACUGUAAGGCAGUCAUUUUUUGACGUCGAAUUAAACAAAUACUGUUAAAACUAUCCGUUUAUAUUGAAAUUUAUUCGAAAUCUUCACAAAGUUAUUCAAACUUGACGUAAAAAGAUAUGCUAUCAGGCUUUUCAGAAAUAAAUCCUCAAAUCGUUCCCCUUCGAAAAUUUCAAUAAGGCCUGUUCCUAACACUCCAAUCAUUGUGCUAUAGUAAGAUAUUUUUAAGAAACGGCACCUCCCUCACAUCCUGAAGAGGCAACGAUUUUUGUACUUGCGUCGUUUUCUUUCAAAAAUGACUAGAUUUCUUUAAACGAUCAAAGUACCUCUUUCUCUAGAGUUUAUUGAGGUUAAACAAACGAAAAUUGGGUAGAAAACAUUGAUAUAUAUAUAUAUAUAUAUAUAUAUAUAUAUAUGAGGCGGUAUGAGCUGAAAGUGUGACGCUGGAAUGAAUUGUAAUACAGCAGUUUUUCGUAUGAUUUGUGGAUUAGAUCAAGAUUUGUGGAUUAGAUCCAAGAUUAUUAAAAAAAAUUUGCGGUACAGAAUUUGAAAAUGGCUUUGAAAAAAGCAAACAUUUUACAACAUACUAAAAGCUUUAAGUAUUCCCAAAACAAUCUCAUAGACUAGGUAUAAUCUAUUUUAUUCCUUCAUUCCUUUUACCUUUUACAAUUUACAGGAACUUCUAUUCUAUUCUCAUUUCAGCUCUGGGAUCUAACAAAAAUACUUCAAAUUUCUUUUCGAAAACCUGCCUUUCAUCAUUUCAAUGUUUAUCUCAGUUUGUUAUUUGAUCAAAGCCAGCAAUUAAUGUUAAAUGAAUCUAGAACUUUGCUCCUUCAGGCUCAUCAAUGCUGGUAAAUAUUUUAGGUCGAUAAUUGCGUUUUUUGUUGCUGUCUUUUUUACCAAGUUUGUUGCUUAGUUUGUGUAAAGGAAAGAGUUCAUUAUAACUCUUUUGGCUACGAUAUCAUAAAAAUGACAUUUAAGAUAGCUUUUUUAUAAUACCUUGUAAUUUUUAUGCUCAUGUAAUAAUCAAUGUUAUUAUUUUUAUAUAAAAGAGCAAAAUAAAAAAUGAGAAUUUUAUAAAUAUAUACGUAUUUGAAUCUGUUUUUUAAUUAACAGGGCUCUCUUCCUAAUCGCUUGUUCAAGGCUUUGAGCUUAUCUUGCUGAUCUUGUAAAUUUCUUUAAUAAAACAAUAAAGUAGCUGGCUAACUGUUUUAAGCCAUCUUUAUUGACACGUCUUUAUGAGUCAAUAUAAACAAAGUUUUUGUCAAGCAGGUUUUGUUACCAUCAAUGUUUGUGUAUUUUUUCAAUAUGUGCAUGAAAUCCAAGAUUAUACGUUAGCUUUCAUUCUCUUCAAUUAUCAUCCACCUAAAAGCUUUUUUUUCUUUCUCCAGAAUAAUAUUGAGCUUUCCCGUUCUUAAUUUCCUUAAGCCGCUAUCCUCUUACCUGAUGUUUUAAGAACACUGCAUUCACGAUAAUGUAGAAGGGAAGAAAAUGCCAUAUUGAUACCAGAACACGACUGUAGAUAUUCACCGUCAAGGUAAAUUGUUAGCUAUUUCAACUUAACGGAAUAGCUGCUCCCCACCUACAAUCCCGGACAAAAAUGGUUGAGACUUUUCAAGAAAGCUUAUAUUUUCACUUUCCUUUAAAAAAUAGCUUUCCCCCUCCCCCAAUUCAAUGAUGGAACUACAAAUCCAACAUUGCUUCGAGAGGAAAGGGGGGGAUUCGAAUUUACAAGGGCAAGAUAAAGAAAAAAAUUACAAAAAUUGCAUUUUGUCUCAACAUUUUUGUUCGGGAUUGUAGCUUUGUCAUCUAUUCCACCAGGGGGGGGGGGGGGGGCUUAACCCUGCAUAAUCAUGUCCAAAGUAUAUUAAAGUUCAAAUAAAACCAAGGCCACUUUGUUUUUAUCAUGUUUAGCAGUCAAAACUUGUUUAGCUCCCUAAAUCCGUAAUAUGUUCCACAUUCCUUGAAUCCAACAACAUUUGACAGGUUCAUGGCUCAACACUCAACACGACUAAACAACACUAAACAAAAGUUGAGUGAAAUAUUUAGUGAAAUGUUUAGUCGUUGUGUCAGGGCUUUGCGCACGAUGUAAUUGUUUCAAAGUGCAACUUGCAUAGCAACUUGCAAAUGAUUCUCUAGAUCCAAAUAUUUUGCUGUAAGAAUUGUUAUUUCCAAGUUCUUCUCUUCUAAAAGUAGAAAAUUUUGUGCCCAAAUUCACUCUUCAUAAUCGUUAACCACAUCAUUAUGUAGGUCAGAAAAACGAGGGUGGACAACUGGGCGUGUGGUAGGAUUUCUGGAAAUCACGUCGAAAGAUGGACCCCUUUGGUCGCGAACGAAACCUUUCAUAACAUGAUUUGUGCGAUGUUUUCUGACCAGGGGCAAAACUGCUAGGGGGUAUGGGGAGGGGUGCUGGUGGUCUUUCCCCCCAUCUUUUCUUUCAAUUUCC